CGGGGUUGUUCGAAAGAAAAGAAAUCAAUAGGCUAUAUAUAUGACGGCAAUGUUUUAUUAAUGAUUCAAAAAAUAAUGAUUCGAUUAUCAUUUGUUAUUCGUGAAUAUAAAAAGAAAAUACACAAUAGUGAUGAUUCUGAAAAUAUAAAUGAUAUUCCAUUUGGAACAACCUAUCGAAAUUUAUUAAAGAAAAAUGCUGGUCAUGAUUUAAUAAGCUUGUUAUUACAUAUUGAUGGCAUCAGCAUAACAAAUUCAACUAAAUUAAAAUUGUGGUUACUAAGUGGAUCAAUUAUAGAAGCUCCACCAAAGUUACGUUCUUGUCGACGUAAUAUGAUUGUAAUUUCUAUUUGGAUAGCUUAUAUUGAACCACCAGCACAUCUAUGGUUGAAUCAUUGUGUAAAUAAUUUAAAAAGACUAAAAGAAAAAGGUAUGUAUAUGUUGCUGUUGAUGAUAUUUAACUGA
Messenger RNA from Rotaria sp. Silwood2, 462 nucleotides. NCBI's taxonomy places the organism in Eukaryota, Metazoa, Rotifera, Eurotatoria, Philodinida, Philodinidae. The record is from the annotation of a GenBank genome assembly.